CCACUUUCAAGAACAACGCAACAACAAUUCAGAUUCUACUACUCAAUAAUUCAAAUCAAAAAGUAUAGUAGAGAAGAGGGUUCACUCAUUUUUUGCGAAAAAUGUGGUGGUCUACGACGUCCAAGACUUUCGUCUUGUACUUAUUAGGUAUUAUGUUCCUGGGAGGCGUAGCAGUACCAAGUCAUGCUUUAGUCCGACGAUAUAAGUUUGUGCUGAGGGAUUCUUCACACACUAGGUUAUGCACCAACAAGACUAUGCUGACGAUAAAUGGGCAGUUUCCGGGGCCGACUAUAUAUGCUAGAAGGGGAGAUUUAGUCAUUGUUGACGUUUAUAAUCGUGCCGGCCAUAAUAUUACCAUUCAUUGGCACGGAGUGAAAAUGCCGAGGUAUCCAUGGUCAGAUGGCCCUGAGUACGUCACACAGUGCCCUAUUAGUCCAGGCACAAAGUUUAGCCAGCGCAUCGUCUUGUCGGAUGAGGAAGGAACUCUGUGGUGGCACGCUCACAGUGAGUGGUCGAGGGCGUCCGUGUAUGGUGCACUCAUUAUUUUACCCCAGAAGAGAAACGACUAUCCUUUUCCUAGGCCUCAUGAUGAAGUGCCCAUUCUGCUAGGAGAGUGGUGGAAUGCUGAUGUGCAGGAAGUUAUGGAGGAAUUUCUUGCUAGUGGGGGUGACCCCAAUGUUUCUGAUGCUUUCCUCAUAAAUGGUCAGCCUGGUGAUCUGUAUCCAUGCUCGACACAAGAUACAUUCAAGCUGACAGUGGAGUUGGGGAAGACGUACCUGAUCCGAAUGGUGAAUGCAGUGAUGAACAACAUUAUGUUCUUCAAAAUCGCGAACCACAAUGUAACUGUAGUCGGCUCAGACGGCGCCUACACAAAGCCAUUGAAGAGCGACUACAUCACAAUCUCCCCCGGACAGACCAUCGACUUCUUGUUAGAAGCCAACCAGCCUCCGAGCCACUACUACAUGGCCUCAAGAGUCUAUGCCAGCGCAGGAAACUAUGACAACACAACGACAACGGGCAUCGUUGAGUACAUUGGCAACUACACUCCACCGUCAUCACUACUGCUUCCGUCUUUCCCCAACUUCAAUGACACACUUGCAUCCACUAGCUUCACGAACCAGCUCAGAAGCCUCGCCAACGAGAAGUACCCAGUCGAUGUUCCCCUAAACGUCACGACGAAGCUGUUCUUCACCCUUUCGGUCAAUUUACGCCCGUGCGCUGAGAACACAACGUGCGACGGGCCUUUCCAGGAGCGGCUCCUGGCGAGUGUGAACAAUGUCACGCUGGUGCUGCCAAGAACUGACAUUCUCCAGGCUUAUUACAAGAGAAUUGGUGGAGUUUACGAGACUGAUUUUCCUGAUAAUCCGCCUUUCACUUUUAACUACACUCAGGAUUUUGUCCCUCAGGACCUGUGGAGGCCUGAGAAUGGCACUGAUGUGAACAUUCUUGAGUAUAACGAGACGGUGGAGCUAGUUUUCCAGGGCACGAACAUGGUUAGUGGUAUUGAUCAUCCUAUGCACUUGCAUGGAUACAGCUUUUUCGUUGUCGGGUCGGGAUUUGGGAAUUUCGACAGAGACACGGAUCCAUUGAACUAUAAUCUUGUCGACCCUCCACUGAUGGAGACGAUUGCGGUUCCCAGGAAUGGCUGGACAGCGAUCAGAUUUAAGGCAAACAAUCCAGGAGUUUGGUUCAUGCAUUGCCAUUUCGAGCGUCAUGUGAGUUGGGGAAUGGGAAUGGUAUUCAUCGUUAAGAAUGGAAAAGGACCGAACGCUAAGAUGCUGCCUCCACCUCCCGAUAUGCCUAAGUGCUUGAAGGAUACUCCAUACACAAGAUUGUGCAGCAGCAAGAGCAUAUUGACAGUAAAUGGACAAUUUCCAGGGCCAACAUUAUACGUCACAGAAGGAGAUACAUUAGUAGUAGAUGUUGUCAACCAAGCACGCGAGAACGUGACAAUUCACUGGCAUGGAGUUAAACAGCCGAGAUAUCCAUGGUCAGACGGACCUGAAUACAUCACUCAGUGCCCGAUUCAACCUGGAACGAGAUUCAGCCAAAAGAUUGUGCUGUCGGAUGAGAUCGGGACAUUGUGGUGGCACGCUCAUAGCGACUGGUCCCGAGCAACUGUAUAUGGUGCACUCGUCGUUUAUCCCAAGAAGAGAAAUGACUAUCCGUUCCCUAAACCUCAUGCAGAAAUUCCUAUCAUACUAGGGGAAUGGUGGAAGAGUGAUAUACAGGCAGUUCUUGAUGAGUUUAUCCAGAGUGGAGGCGACCCUAAUGUUUCUGAUGCUUUCCUUGUGAACGGACAACCUGGUGAUCUGUAUCCUUGCUCCAGACCAGAUACAUUCAGGGUGACGGUGGACUACGGGAAGAGGUAUCUGUUCCGUAUGAUCAACGCAGUGAUGAACAACAUUAUGUUCUUUAGAAUCGCAAACCAUAACAUCACCGUUGUAGGAUCAGACGGCGCCUACACGAAGCCAUUCACCAGCGAUUACAUCGCAAUAUCUCCAGGACAAACCAUCGAUUUCUUGCUGGAAGCUAACCAACGGCCUAGUCAGUACUACAUGGCUUCCAGGGUCUAUGUCAUUGCCGGAUCUGCUGGCAACACGACCACGACUGCUAUUAUACAGUACAGUGGGAACUACUCAGCCCCAUCUUCCCCUUUACGCCCUGCUCUCCCUGCUUUCGACGAUACACUCGCAUCCACCAAUUUCACGAGACGACUGAGAAGCUUAGCCAGCAAAGAUCACCCCGUGGACGUCCCUCAAAAUGCGAACACAAUAAUGUUUUUCACUCUGUCCAUAAACACGGUGGGUGGAUCAAUAGGAGGGCGGCUGCGUGCGAGUAUUAAUAACAUAACGUUUGUGCCGCCAAGAAUCGCCAUUCUUCAAGCGUACUAUAAUCGAAUUAGAGGGGUUUAUGGAGAUGAUUUUCCGAGCAAUCCGCCUUUUACUUUCAACUAUACUCAGCAAACGAUGCUGCCCCGGGAGUGGUUAACGCCUCAGAACGGGACGGAAGUGAGAGUACUCGAAUAUAACUCGACAGUGGAGCUUGUGUUCCAGGGGACGAACCUUGUUUCAGGGAUAGAUCAUCCUAUGCACUUGCAUGGAUACAGCUUUUACGUAGUUGGGUCGGGAUUUGGGAACUUUGACAGGGACAGGGACCCUUUGAAUUAUAAUCUUGUCGACCCUCCUCUGCAGAAUACUAUUGCAGUUCCUGUAAACGGGUGGACAGCAAUCAGAUUCAAGGCAAAUAAUCCAGGAGUUUGGCUUUUGCAUUGCCAUUUUGAGCGUCACGUAAGUUGGGGAAUGGAGAUGGCGUUUAUUGUCAAAAACGGAAAGAGCCCGGAUGCUAAGAUGCUGCCUCCACCUCCAGACAUGCCAAGAUGCUGAUGCAUAUCUACUGGAAAAUGUUGCAAAGUUUGUAGGAGUGUUUAUUCAAGUUAUCUGGUGACUGCAUACACAAGUAGCAAUGCAUUUGCUUUAGUCAUUUAUGUUCAAUUCAAAUUGUAAUCUAGAUCUUGCUAGCAAUGAAUAAAAUGAAUUUCAUUUUCUAUUUUUUCCUAAA
Messenger RNA from Sesamum indicum (sesame), 3561 nucleotides. NCBI's taxonomy places the organism in Eukaryota, Viridiplantae, Streptophyta, Magnoliopsida, Lamiales, Pedaliaceae. The record is from RefSeq and is a predicted model, not a curated record.